This is a messenger RNA of Sesamum indicum (sesame), 4548 nucleotides long. RefSeq names its product FIP1[V]-like protein (gene FIP1[V]). Lineage: Eukaryota; Viridiplantae; Streptophyta; Magnoliopsida; Lamiales; Pedaliaceae. The record is from RefSeq and is a predicted model, not a curated record. Gene Ontology annotation, cellular component: nuclear speck. Gene Ontology annotation, molecular function: RNA binding. Gene Ontology annotation, biological process: mRNA processing.
UAUAUAAAUUCUUUCGCCAUUCUGCACUAACCUCACUCUUGCUCAAAACCCUCUCUUUCUCUCUCUAAAACUCACGACUAUGGAGGACGACGAUGAGUUCGGGGAUCUUUACACGGACGUUCUCCGGCCCCUCACGGCGUCGGUUCAGUCUCAGCCGGGGAAAAUCGAUGCCCCCGCUACGUCUCAGAGCCGCCCGAUCGAUCCGAGCAUCAACAGCGACGAUGAGGAGAUUCUUUACGGAGCUUCCGAUUUGAAGAAUUUAGUUUCCAAUUCCGGUAUUGGUUUGAAAUUGAAUGCCUCAAUUCAAGAGAAAACCCUACCCCAAACAGGGGAACGAGGAGGGUUUGAUUUGAAUUUGUAUUCGAAUAAGGAGGCUUCGAGGAUUGCAGGUGCUGACCGUUUGGAGAUUGAACCUAUGGGUUUGGGGAAGGGCGAAGGUUCUGGGGGAGUGAAUUUCAUGGAGGAGGACGAUGAUCUUAAUAUCGUGCUGGAAGAGAGGGAAAAUAAAGAUGAUGAGUUGGUCGAGAAAGACGUUAAUUUUGUAGACAAACCGGAUAAUGUUUAUAGUUCAGCUGAACGAAACGAAACUACAGUCAAUUUCACGGGCCCAGGGGCUGUUGGGGAAAUGGGUUCAGAACAGAUGAUUCCAGGGCUCUCGGGGAAGAUGGAAAAUCACGGGGGUUCUAAUCUUGAGGAUGAGUGGGAGAGUGAUGAGAGUGAAGACGAUUUGCAAAUAGUGUUGAAUGAUAACAACCAUGGGCCGAUGGGGAUGGAAAGAAUGCCAGGAGGGGAUGAUGAGGAUGAUGAAGAUGGGGAGCCCUUGGUGAUUGUUGCAGAUAAUGGUGAUGUGGGCCACCAUCACCACCACCAGCAGAUGAUGAUGGAAGAACAAGAGUAUGCAGGAGAGGAAGGUGGACCUGGAGCAGAUGGGGAGAGGAAGGAGUUGGGUGACACGGCUAAGGCUAGUGGGGUAGGAGGUGCUGCUGCUCCGGCAGCUGUGCAGCCAAAGAUUGGGUACAGCAAUCACGUAUACCAUCAUCCUUUCCAUUCGCAGUUCAAGUAUGUGAGACCUGGUGCAGCGCCAAUACCGGGCGCAGCUCCUGUAACUCCUGGAGGAAUCCAAGGUCAAGUUCGUCCACCCGUUACUAUGGGUGCUGUAGCUGGACGUGGUAGAGGUGAUUGGCGUCCAGCUGGAAUAAAAGGCGCUGCCCCCAUGCAGAAAGGGUUUCCUGGCUAUGGAAUGCCUGCUUGGGGAGCUAAUGCAGCAGGACGUGGUUAUGGAAGUGGAUUAGAUUUCACUCUUCCAUCACACAAGACAAUAUUUGAAGUUGAUAUUGAUGGUUUUGAAGAAAAACCUUGGAGGCUUCCAGGCAUAGACAUGUCAGACUUUUUCAACUUUGGCUUGAAUGAGGAUAGUUGGAAAGAUUACUGCAAGCGGCUUGAACAACUCCGCCUCGAGACAAGUAUGCAAAGCAAGAUUCGUGUUUAUGAAAGUGGGAGAGCAGAGCAGGAUUACGAUCCAGAUCUUCCCCCAGAGCUUGCAGCAGCAGUAGGUAUCCAAGAAACUCCAUCUGAAAAUGCAAAUCCUGGAAAGCUGGAUGCUGGUCCAACCGACUUGGCAAGAGCAAGUGCACGUGGACGACCACCUGUUCAGCCUAUUGGCAGACCAAUACCAGUAGAAACUGGUUCCGGUGAUCGUCUUCCAUCCAUUGAUACCAGGCGUCCACGAAUGCAUGAUUCAGAUGCCAUUAUUGAGAUUGUCUGCCAGAGUUCGCCAGAAGAUGAUGAAAUGGCUGAACAACAAAUCAAUGAUCCGGCUGCAGAGGAUCUUGGCGGGGUGGAUGAAGUUGAUGACAUUAAGCAGGAUGAUGCCGACCGUAUUGGUCGUUUUUCACAUGCAUAUAAUGGUCAGAAUAGGGAAGUUGUUGCAAAAAGAGCACAGGUUAAGAGCAGCACAAGUCGUGCUGAGAUUGGGAGAGAGGAUGAUUUGCAUUUUGCAUCAGAAGCACCCGUGCAAUAUCAUCCUGAUAGGGAGAUUGGUAUCUCUCACGAGGAGAGUGACCGUAGGUCUACAAAGGGAAGAGGGCAUGUGAAAUCCCCUAAGAUGAAUGCUAGUGAAAAUAAUAGAGAAAAGCAGAUUGUGGAUGAUCAGAAUGAAUCAUUUGAUAGUGAAGAUGGUAAGCAAAAAUCAUCCUCUCGUGCCAUUGAAUCUGAUGGCGAGCAGGUGGUGACUGCUGGGGACGAGGCGAAUGAUGAAUCUGUACUGGAUGAUAAAAACUCUGAUAUGGAAAAAGAGGAAAUGGCUGUGGAUGCCCCAACCAAUGAUGCCCUUGGAGAUGGAAAAUUAAUGCAUUCUACAAACAAACAAAAAAUAAAUUCACUCGUCGAACCACUGUCCCAAGAACAUGACGACGGGGAAGACUCCAAGACAGCAAGGAGUAGUGAUAACAGCAAAGCAAGAUCAGGAAGUAGCAAGGAUCACCGGAAAUUCCAGGACAGUUUUGAGGAUGAAGUUCUUCAAGACAGGCACCAUGCUCGCACGGGUAACAUCAAGAGAGCAGUAGCAGAUGAGGAUACUGCUCGUAGAAAAAGUCGUCAUGAGAGAGAUGAACCUGGAAGGCACCACAUUGCCGUAAAAGGAAGAGAAGAUUCACAUUCACGUAGAAGUGGGGAUGUGACCUCUUCAGUGCACAGGCACAUGAAAGGUGAGAAUGCCGACUGGAGGAAGGAGAGUGAUAUAUCUGAAGGAAGCUGGCGCAGGAGAGAUGAAGAUCUUCAUGGGAGAAGGGCUAGAGUUGAAGACACUAGAAAGAGGGAGCAUGGUGGGGAAAUUGGCUCCAGAAACCGUGCUAAGGUUAGAGAAAGUGAGAGGAGUGCAAGAGAUGAACAUCACCAAUCAAGAAAGCAGGUUGAUAAUGGUAGUUGGAGGGGGGCAAAUAACAACCAAGAUAUGGGAUCAAGACAGAGAGACAGGGAUGAUAAUCUAAAAACUCGAAAUGAAAAAGUAGAUGAUCCUCACAACAAAAGAAGGAAAGAAGGGGCACAUAUAAAUUGGGACCAUGCUGAAAAGGAAGACAUCACCUAUAAUCACAGGGAAAGUAGUAGCAGUAGGAAGAGAGAAAAAGAUGAUAGCUCUGAUCAGUGGAAAAGAGACGAACAUGCGAAAGUGAAGGAUGAUGAUAUGCAUUAUGCCAGGCAAAAAGAAGAUGGAUCACUUAAGAAGGAGAGGGGUGAAAGGCAGAGAGAUGGUGAUGAGCGGCACAGGCUUAAAGAAUCACAUGAAGAAAUUUUAUCGAGGAGGGAGAGAGAAGAAACACGACCAGUCAUGAGAAGUGGGCGACCUGCUGAAGACAAGACGUGGUCCAGUCACUCACGAGGAAAGGAUGAAUACAAAGGAUCUGGAAGAGAAUACCAUCCAAAAGAUGUAGGCCGGCAUAGCGAUCAACUUAAGAGAAGGGAUCGAGUUGAAAAUGAAAGUUUUUUGCAGAACAGGGGCCAUGAGGAUAUGCAUGCACGUGGGAAUCAAGUCAGUAAUGAUAAAAAGAGGACAAGAUAUGAAAAAUCUGGCACAAGUGAUGAACGUGUUGUCUAUGCUUCUGAUACUUCUAGGCUGCAUGAACCUAGACAGAAGGAGAGUAGCAGAAAGAGUAAAGAAUCUGAAAGUGGAGAUCGCGGUUCCUUGAUCCCUUCUAAGAGGAAUCAGGACGAGCACAGUGGCCAGAUAAGUGAGACGGUUAACUUGAGAGGCAGAACUGAGCGAGAAAGUGGGGUGAAUGAUACCCGAAAGCAUCAAGAAGAGGCUUCAUCAGAUGACGAGCAGGCUGCAUCUAGGAGGGGACGUUCUAAAUUGGAACGUUGGACAAGCCAUAAAGAGAGGGAUUUUAAUGUCACCUCCACGUCAUCAUCUUCUUUGAAGAAGAAUAAAGAUGUGGAGACUUACAACAGUAGUGGUGCUUCUUUGGUUAGCAGAGUUCCCGAUGAACCUCCCAAAAAGGUGGAAGGCAAGCCACAGCCUUCAGUUGAUGAUAAGGACCCUGGUGGUGAAACGAAUAAUGCCAAUCCAAAAGUGAUGGAAGAUAAACACUUGGAUACAGUUGCAAAGUUGAAGAAGCGAAGUGAACGGUUUAAACUUCCUUUGCCUAGUGAAAAGGACACAGCACCACUAAAGAAAAUGGAGAGUGAACCUCUGCCGCCGCCACAAACAGAAAACCGCACAGAUUCAGAGAUCAAACCAGAGCGUCCGGCAAGAAAGAGGAGGUGGACUGGAAACUGAGUGGAAAGAGGUGUACGAACUUUGGUUGGACACUUGAUUUUCUUUGUGAAGAAGCAGCAUCUGCUGAGUUAUCUUUAAUUGUCAAAACAUCCUCGGUUAUAACUGGGGUUUAAAUUGUACUUUUACCAUAUAAUACAAAUCGAUAACCACGCUGCGGCCCUUAGCCUUAGUUUUUGUAUCUUGAGAAGUACACGUACAUAUACUUUUGAAAUGUAGCAUUAUACUAAGCUGCUGAUGGGGCACAGUAUGACUUAUUAUUCAUCUUCCUUUCAGCA